This is a messenger RNA of Periophthalmus magnuspinnatus, 3434 nucleotides long. It is a transcript of the gene gemin4, whose product is annotated as gem (nuclear organelle) associated protein 4. Gene Ontology annotation, cellular component: SMN complex. The transcript is spliced from 7 exons. Gene Ontology annotation, biological process: spliceosomal snRNP assembly; rRNA processing. NCBI's taxonomy places the organism in Eukaryota, Metazoa, Chordata, Actinopteri, Gobiiformes, Gobiidae. The record is from RefSeq and is a predicted model, not a curated record. Bases 98 to 3331 code for a protein of 1077 amino acids.
GAACCGGAAGUGAACUGUGCACUCUUUUGACAUGCGCAAAAGUCAAGAAAAAUGCUUUUUUUAUUGUCUGAUAUGAGUUAAAUAUGCGGUGAAAACAAUGUCAAAAAAUAAGUGUAGUCUUGAUUACAGCAAAAUGAACAAAGAAUUUGCUGUGAUCCAAGGUGCUUUCCUUUCGGCCAAUAGGAUUGUUCCACUAUGUUCUCUACAGAAAGCUGACUGGGACAAAGUUUGUGAUCCGAUUUUGGAAACUAUUCAAGAAAUAACCCAAAACAAAGGUAGAGCUGAAGAGGUGAAAAAGACAUUAGUGUGUGUUGCGUGGCUGAAGCUGCUUAGCGCUGAAGAGGACGAGAGCAUUGAAGUUGCAUGGAAAGAAAGUCCAAUUUUUUCUUUGCAAAAUGGUCUCCCUGAGUUUAACUGGGUUGUUUUUCUGGAGCUGAUCAGGUCAAUAACAUCUAUCAAUAUCUACACACGUCUUCUAUUAUGUCUUCCUCCGUCGCAGUUAUGCUCUGAAGUUGAAAGGCUUGUCGAGCACAUUAGACGCAGCCCCGUACGAGAAGAAGAUGUUACAUUUUUCUUCGAUGUUUGGUGGGAGUUGUGGACAUGUAAGGAUUUCCAUAAGGACAGCACAGAGGAGAUGUUCACACAGGAAGUUUCACGCAUGUCGUCAAAGGCAAUAAAACAGCCUGCUAAAAGAUUGAAACUAGACUUUCCAGACCAGACCACAUCAAAUCCUGAUCUUGUAAACAUCUUUUUUUGUGCAUUUAGAAACUUAGGAGCCCAAAUAACGCAACCUAAACUUAUUUUUAAAGCUCUCUCUGUUUCUAUAAAUGCCUUGUAUACAGCCUACCUUUGUGCUCCUGAACCAGAAGUUUCAACUAAAGAAAAGCUAGAAAUCUUGUCAGAAAUCGCAACCAUCAGAGAAAAAAAUAAUGAAAAACUAGGGCCUAAAAUGAUUGCGGAGUCGCUGAAAGAUUUGAACACAAUCCAGAGGCCGUGCAGGUUCAAGCCUCUGCAACUGAAGUUUGAAGAUGCCUUACAAAUAAUGGUAGAUGUUGCCUAUAACUGGAACUGCAAUGGUCUUUUGGAAGUGGAGGACAAAUCCAACAUAAGUUACUCUGAAUUUAAAUCAAAACUAGGUCUCCAGAAUGUUUUUGCAGCAUUUCACAAGACAAAAAGAAGUAAAGAUACACCUCUAUGUUCGAUUUUUGAACCAAAGGAUUGGAUGACUCAAAAAAAUGUUGAUUUACUCCCUGAUGUUUGUGCAGAAAUCGCCAGAACUAUAAUAUCACAAAAAAUGGACGACUACCAAAACUUCGCCUUGCUUUUUGCUGAUGAGGAGAGCUGGGCAACUUGUGAUGAAAAUUACAUCGACUUCCUGGAAACGAACCAAUCGGCUUUCAGAGAACAAAACACACUCAUCAAACUCACCCAAAGCAUUGUGGGUAAAUUCAGCUCUGGUUCUGUGGAUGUGAGCCACUAUAGGAAGCUGAUGAAGGUAACAGCGGACAUCUUCUCUGCUCUUUCCCUCGAUGAUAAAAACAAAGUUCUGGCUGCAGUGAUGAGAAUAUCUAAACGAGGGUUUUUUGGAAGCAACGUGCCGUCAGCUGUGACCACAAGCUUUGAACGAGAGCUGAACAUGGCGUUUAACUGCAUCAUCCAAGGAGGAGGCGGGCCUUCAACAGCUUCUAACCUGAAUACAGCCGUUUCAUUGGUCGCCAGAGUUGCCUUUCAAAACCCAGAGGCAGCAGUAAAGGCGAUGUGUAAUUCAGCGAUUUCCAACAAAGGUUCUUUCCAUAUUAUGGCAAAAAUGCUACAGCAGCUGCCUGGUCUUUCUGGAAGGGCAUCUGACUCAAACCAGGACGCAGAAGGAAAGGAUCUUCUAUGUAGUUGUGUUAAGGACAUUAUUAAAACAAAACAAAUGUCCCAGGAUGAGAAGGAGCAGCUGGUGAAGUUUCUGUCUUUGCUAAUGCAGCCUGUUGUCAUGACUGAAGGAGAUGGAGGAGCAGAGGGCUUCCUCCUGCCCCAAACGGUGAUCUGCGCGUUUGUCCUGCCAAAUCUGGCUGUGCAUUCUGUGGACCUUGAACUGAGCUUGCGGUUGCUCCACAGCGCCCUCUGUCUGGACCAUCAGGGCGGUGCUUCUCACUGGGUGAUGCUCUGCUCGCCUUUUCCUCUGCUGUAUGUGCUGGCCCAGCUUCACAACCACACGCUCAGGAGAUGGGAGCCGCCCACAGACCUGCACAGAGUCUCCGUGUGGUCCAUGGACACUCAGGAGUUACUGGUGACCGUCCUGUCGACCCUGGGGUCAGUGGUGGGGGCGGAGGUGGCAAAAGACCCUGACACGUGGUCCAGAGCUCUGUUUUGGCUCUACAAUAAAACGGAAGAGCUCGACUGGACAGUGCGAUUCCUCCUGAAGCCUGUGUGGGGCAGUCACUUCAAAAACGAGGUCCCUGCGUCUCUGUUCGCCGUCUGUGAGCUCCCAGAGCAGGAGUGGUCUGGGCUGGACUUGCCUCAGUACGGUCUUGGCACUGGUCUUCUGGCUUGGACUGAGUGCUGCUGUAUCUCAGACUCGCUUCAGUUCACGAUGUUGUCUCAUCUCAGUCUGGAUCAGAGCAAACCGGAUCACCUGGGCAUGUUCAGCAAAGGCCUGAUGGUGGCGCUAACACAAACCCUCCCUUGCUGCUCUUUCUCCCAAUGGUCUCUGCUCCUUCAGGCUCUGCGCGCUCUGAUCGACUCCGGACGCCUCCAUGUCCCCUUCUCCCUGGAAUAUUGUGACUACCUGCCUCUUUUGGAUCUGAGGAGUUUUGCGUGCGAACUGCGUCUGUCCGUGCUGCUCCUGAGGGUCUUCCAGUUGCUCUGCGGGUCUAGCUGUUCUGAUUGGCUGUCCCGGGAUGGCUGGGGUCACGUGGGAGCGCUGUACGCACACGCCGUGAGGGACAUGAUCGGGUCACUUAAAACGAAGCUGCCUCUGUCUGCGGCGGCUACAGGCUCGGCUAAUUUAGUGAAAGAGUCUGAGAAAGACCAAAGGAAAACGGAGGAAAGGGAGAGCGUCCUGAGUCAAGAGGUGCUGUUUGUGCUCAGCCAGAUCUACUGUCAUGUGCAGCACGUGCAGGUGUUGUUACCAGGAGGCCAGUGUGAGCAGUUGUUCUUGUCCAGUCUGGAGCUCCUCAGUCACUACGCGGCCGUGAUGGGGGUGUUUCCGUGGAGCUGUAGCGCUUUAGAGUCCGACAACACGCGACACUUUUUCACCACGAUCACAGAAAACCUCCAGAACCAGGAGAUGAAAUCCGUGCUCCAGCAGAAGAUCUCGCAGCUCGUCUCUUCGUCAGCUUAAAACAUGAAUUUAAUCAAUGAAUUUAAAUGGUUUAUCGUUGCAUUCAGUAUUUUGUCACUCUGCAGUCUGUAUGUGUCAAUAAUAAAAUAAUUUCUGCAACUGU